AUGGCUAGAGGUCCUGCUGGUAAAAACAGAGGUGUUUCAAAGAUCUCCAAGUGGUACAAGGCUGAUGAUGAAGCCACCCCCUUCCACAGAAGACAACUUAAGAAGGCUACCGCCACCAAGUUGAGAAACGACAUCGCCCCUGGUACCGUUCUCAUCCUCCUCGCUGGUAGAUUCAGAGGUAAGAGAGUCGUCUUCCUUAAGCAACUCAAGUCUGGCUUGUUGUUGGUCACCGGUCCCUACAAGGUUAACGGUGUCCCCUUGAAGAGAGUCAACUAAGCUUACACUCUUUCUACCUCCACCAAGGUUGAUCUUACCGGUGUUAACACUGCUAAGUUCGAAGAUGACUACUUCGGUAGAGAAAAGGCCAGAAAGAACCACAAGAACCUUUUCAAGGCUGAAUUGACCGAAGAAUAAAAGAAGAAGGAAACCGAAAGAAAGAAUGCUAGAAAGCAAGACUAACAAGCUGUCGAUACUCCUCUUCUCGCUGCCGUCAAGAAGGUUGAAUUCUUAAAGAACUAUCUUGCCUCCAAGUUCACCUUAAAUAACAACGACAGACCCCACGAAAUGAAGUUCUGA
Messenger RNA from Tetrahymena thermophila SB210, 576 nucleotides. Its product is annotated as 60S ribosomal protein L6. NCBI's taxonomy places the organism in Eukaryota, Ciliophora, Oligohymenophorea, Hymenostomatida, Tetrahymenidae. Gene Ontology annotation, molecular function: RNA binding; structural constituent of ribosome. The record is from RefSeq and is a predicted model, not a curated record. Gene Ontology annotation, biological process: cytoplasmic translation; ribosomal large subunit assembly. Gene Ontology annotation, cellular component: ribosome; cytosolic large ribosomal subunit. The transcript has 2 exons.